Molecule: messenger RNA, 6888 nt
Organism: Chelonus insularis
Lineage: Eukaryota; Metazoa; Arthropoda; Insecta; Hymenoptera; Braconidae
Exons: 10
Coding region: 199-6360 (2053 amino acids)
Source: RefSeq, a predicted model, not a curated record
CACCACGUACACCUUUCAAAUACACUGUUUUUAUUUUUUAACGUGUAGUUUUGUGUGAAAUAUCCAAACAAUCUUUUCUGAUUUUUACUAAUAACAAGUUGGACAUGAAAUGUGAGUGGUGCAAAGUGCGUAGGUGAAACAUUUUUCAUUUAAACGUUUGUUAGGAUUGGAAUUUUUUACCAAGAAAUAUCAAUUACCAUGAUACUAAGAAAUUGCUUGAUAUUACUUUCCAUCUGGCUGAGCCUGUCGACUGUUAUUGAAGGAAUUGAGAGCGAAAGAUGGUCAAGACAAACAGCAAAUAGUGAAUGGAUUCCAUUAACUCGCCCACGAGCUCAGCAGUCUCAAUCGCAAAUACCAGUCGCACUUAAUCAAGCUCAAUUACCUGCUCUUCAGUCAAUCAAUUUAUCACCCGCAUUGCGUCAAGAAUAUCAACAACAGUUGUUGCAAUUGCAGAAGACGCAGGAGAGUAUCAAUAAAAUUUUAAUGUUACAACAACAAGUGCGGGCUCAACAACAACUUCUUCAGAACCAAGCUUAUCUUCCAAAUGUCGUUGGUCCUGAUGAUGAAAGACAGCAAUUCCGUCCGAAUUCAGUUCCAAAUGGUCAACCAUUUACAGCAAGUAACCAGGAAGGCUUAGUGUCGUCACCACAACUUUCUUCGGAAGCUCUACCAUCAGUCUACUCAGCGCAACAAUUUAAAUCGCAUUCAGAUCAAGAAGUCCAGGAAAUUCCAUCUGGUUCAUCGAGCACAGAAGAAAAAGGAGAAAAUUCCGAUGAAGAGAUUCAGGUGGUCUACGUGCCAGCGGAAACGCUUGCGCAACGAGGCCAAUCGAAAGAGGAAAGAAACCGCGACCACAAGCAGUUUUCAAUUCCACAACAACAGCAACAGAGAUAUCAGGUGGAUCAGAUUGGAGCAACUGGUUCUGGUGAAGAUGGUUCUUAUACUCCCCAGUAUGUACAUUUUCCACGUGGACAGGAAGCUGAACAAUUUUUCAAAGAUGCACGACAAAAGGAGCUUGAUAGACUCAAUGAAGAGCGUCAACAGAUUCAGAAACAAGCGAAUAUUCAUGCAGCAGCACGAAUGCGAGAACAAGAGAGAGCUCGACAAAGAGAGGCUGAAAAAAAACUUCAAGAAUUAGCUAAAAUAGAAGAGUUAGCAAAACAACGAGAAUUGGAAAGAAUACGAGAAGCAAGAGAACGUGCGAGAAUAGAAGAAUUAGAAAGAGCAAGAGAAAGAGCAAUGAAAUUGAAAGAAGAGAAAGCAAAACAAGAAAUCGAAAGACUAGCAGCUGUAGAACGCCAGAAGAAUGCUGUUAAAGAAUUGGAGAAGUUAGCCAAACAGGAGGAAGAAGUAAGAGCUAAAGAAUUAGCAGCUAAGAAACAACACCUUCAUGACCAAUCUGAUGAAAUAAAUCACCAUCAACAUCACACAGAAACAACAAAAUCUAAAAACUCUAGACUUCGCAAUAAAACACGUCCAAGAGUUCAUCAUAAAACUCACGAAGAGUAUGAGCAGAACCAAGAAUCGUCAACUCUCCCACCUCCCAAUCAACCUCCACUUGCAGUUUUCAUGGGGUCUGAUUUAGAGGCUCAAGAAGUUAGAGUAGUUGAUGUACUUCGUGUUUUAAAAGACUCUAAAUCGAUUGCAGUGUUAGAUCAAGUGACUGCUGAUACUCCCAAAGUUUUCGUGGGUCCUUCUAACUUGGGUCCUCCUCGUGGAUAUGUUAAAUUUGAUCUUCCAUAUUUAUCUUCACUUGAUACCAAUCGAGUAGAACGUCGAGUUGAUAAAAUACCAUUCUUUGUGGCUCCAUUAAGCUUCAAUCCUCCUCAAGGGUACUCCAAAAUUCCUUUCCCAGCACCUCAUAUUGGAUCUGUAAUUGUGAAUAAUCUCGAAGACGGUGGUGCUUCUUUUGGAGAUAAUCGUAAACCAGUACCUAAUCCUCUUAUUGAACCUAAUUCAUUUAUUCCUCCAACUGACCAAGGAUCUACUCCUUAUCAAACUUAUGAGUCUUCUACAGCUUCUCCUUACUCUCCUUACACUCAAGAGCAAGCUACCCCUCAAUAUUCCAGUCCAGUUUAUCCUUCAACCCACGAGGAUAGAUACAAAUAUCGACAACAACAAUACGAACAAGGCGGAAUCCCCAACUUGGAAAGUCAAGAAUCCCCAUCGAUUUCUCCUUAUCAAGAAGAAGUUACUGCGGCUCCACGACCUCAGGAAUAUUCUGAACAAACUUACUUGAGCCAAGUAACUCCUGAUGGUUAUCAGAGACCUAAUGUAGUAUCAUCCUUUAGUUACAGUCAAAAUCCAAUCUCCACAACUCCAGUCUAUCAAGACAGUUAUGCUCACACUCGAACACAACCUAAUAAGGAUCAAGAACUCACUUCGCAAUUAGCACAGAUUAAUCAGCAUGAUUACUCGCAGCAUCAACAUACCGAAAAUUCAUAUAUUCAUCCAAGCCAACAACCUGGACUGAGUCAUCAACAUCACUUAUAUCAAAUUAGUCCUAACGUGCAGGGUUCUUAUGAAGACCCAUCACAAUCUGGUCCAAAUCAGUAUAACCUCCCAGCUGAACUACCUCCAAUUCAUCCUCAACUUCCCGGUUUGGUUAAUUCAUUACUCGAAGGAAAGGAUGCUGAUAAGACUACGACCAUCACUACAACUACUCCAGAACCAACCACCACUACAACUACAGAAGCCACAACAACGAAUUACAGAACUCGAGUAAGACAACGAGGUAGAAUCGCUUCUCGACCAACUACAUCCACAACCACUUCUUCACCAGGAAUUACGAAGAGUUAUGAGAGAACUCGUCGGCCAUUUAAUCGAUCUAGAUCAAGAUACACUACUUCUACCACUGAGGAGUACCGAGAUACAUCCUAUGAGCCUACUAAAGCUAAAGUACCUGAUACCACGCAAAGAUAUAAUAAUCAAGAACAAUAUCGCCGACCGGUUUCGACUAGAGCACAAAAAUUAAAAAAUCGUGGUGGAGAUCGCAACUCUUAUGAAACUACGACUUUGAACCAAAUUCCAAGCCAAGAAACUUUGUCAGACGAAGGAAGCCUCCCAGAAGACUCAAAUAAUGUACGUCAGUCGACAUAUUCUCACUAUAAUGUUCAAGUUGGAACAGAAAGCCCUUCGGCUUAUCUGCAUGAAGGAAGCAUGGAAACCUCACCCAUCUCUUUCAGUACAGAGAGAGAUUACUCGAAGAUCCCGAAUUAUCCAUCUUUGUCUUCGUCACAUCGAAAUGAAAAGGUGGGCGUUAAUGCCGGAAUCUCACAACAACGUUAUCAAGAUAAAUACCACGCACCAGCUUCAGGCUAUUCAGAGAAUUUAGAAGGUCAAACUGUUGGAUUUGAAUAUGAUACUAGAGAAGGUGUUCGAGACUCAACCCCAAGUAUUCUUUCAUCGCCAGCAGAUUAUAAUUAUUACCAAGAUAAAAGUGAAAGUGCUGAACCUGGUGUUCAAACAGCUGCGCCAGUUUACUCUCAGAUCUUAGAAUAUAGACCAGGCACUAGACCAGAUAUGGUUGGGCAAACUCAAGAAACUGGUGCACUUAUUGAUGAUACACAAGGCCUAAUCAGUACAGCUAUCACUGAACGUGAGCUUGAAACUACUACGGAGUUACCUCUUACGACAACAACCUCAGCUCCUGUUAUCCUUCGUCAGAGAGUUCGAGCACGUUUAGGUGGCCGUCCUCGACAAGAUUCUGCAAUCCAGACUCAACCUCGUGGGCCACAAGAAGAAUAUGUACGUUUCAGUGCAGUAAAUACACCAAAUCGUUCUUCAACAACUAAUCGUGGAAGGGAUCCAACUCGUCCACGACCAAAAACACGACCCAAUUAUUAUAAUCAAGCUCAAGUGCAAAGUGAAGGAAAUGAAUACGUGAGGAUACAAUCAGCCAACCGACCAUACCCAAAAACUAUUGUACAAGCAGCUGCACCUAGAACAACGACAACAACAAUUGCACCGCUAACUACUACAGAAGACUCUUCACUUCAAGAUGACGAUGAAUAUGGAUUCAUUCGUCCUCCAAGUUUUAAUCAACCCCACCAUCAGAUCAGUAGCAAAUUCCGAGCUCCAGAUUCACAGAUUCAACUGCAGAAUGUUGGGCCAACUGACGAAACGGCAGAGGAUUCAAGUCCAACCUAUAGUCAAGUACCUAAACAUCGCCAAAAGUACCAAUCGCCACACCGACCUCGACCUACAAUCAAAUCAUCCACAUCUCCAAUCACCACUCUACCACCCACUAGUCCAGAAAGUUCUUCAUUUACUACAAAACCUCGAGUGAGAGCUGAAGAGCCAAAGAAUCGACUUAAAGUUAGAGGUCGUAGACCUUUGCGAAGACGUCCAACAACAACAACAACAACAACAACUUCAACAACUGAGUAUAUUUUAGAAGGAAAUAACAAUUUACCAUUAGAAGAAAAUUAUCCAAAGGUUCCAAUAAAUCCAACAGCAGGAAGCAUUGAAAAACAACUCUACGAUUCUAAUUAUGAAACCCUUCCACCAAAUUCCGGAUCUCUAGGGGGGCCAAGCCGUGCAGAUUAUGUUGAUGAGAGUUAUCCAACGCAGGAGUUCAUGCUCAAUUUUGGAGCAAGUUCCUUAAUUGAAGAGCAACAGGAUCAAAGUCAGUCCAUGCAUCAUCCCGGUCACAAUUAUCACGUAGCUUCGAAUUAUCGACAUGACAGUUCUGGAUCGAGAUUAAGACCUUAUUCAAAUCAUGCUGUUGCACCUGAACAUGACAUUUAUGGAUCUGAAAGUCAGUGGUCUACUAAGUUAACUAAAUCAUCAUUCCAACCGAUCAAUCAACUCAAUCAUGAUGAAGAGCAGAUGCGGGAAGAGAAACAAUACCAAGGUCAAGAUAAAGAAAAUGAACCGGAAAUUAUUACUGCAAAACCAGAAGAAAUUAUGACUGUUAUAGUCACAUCUGAUAAUGAAACAAAUAUUACUAGAAAUGAUUCUUCUGAAAUGACCACUGAGUCAGCAGAUUCUGGUAUGAAAAUGUCGGCAGUAGAAAUGAAACCUGAGAGUGGAGAAAAUGUACCGCAAAGAAGAAGGCUGGGAGGAAGAAGAAGGCGAGUACGAGUUCGUGUGCGUCCAGCACAAAGCGAUGAUUUCGUAACAGCAGAAUCGCAAAAUUUCAAUUCAGCAGUAAAUAAUUUAGUUCAAGAUCAAAUAAAAUAUACAAUUCCUGCUACUUCAUCAUCAGAAUUUAUCCAGAAAACGACUGAGAGUGUAGAGAAGCAACCGAGCACAACAAACUAUUCGGAAAUUUCGAAUGGCGACGAAUCGAUAACACCCUCCGACUCGACGACUAUCAAUUACACUGAAAUUCCAGAGUACACCAAGCAAUUAGACGUUUCUACACUACAACCAGUAAAUAAUGAAGAAAGUGUAGAGACAAAAUCCCCACAAGUGACAACAACCACUGAGAAUUCACAAACACAAUUUGAUACAACUUUGAAUGAUAAUUCAACAGCCACGUCAUUGACGACUACGCUGUCAAUACCAAGAAAGUCUUGGGAUUCUUUGACGGCUUACAAUGUAUGGUUAAAGAAGAAAAUGGAAAAGACAUUAAUUUCCGGCGAUAAUGAAUUUAAAACUGGUGAUAAAGACGGUAAUGAAGAUACCAAAACCUCCAAUAAUCAUUCAGAAGAAAAUUCUCAUCCCAAAAAUCAUCGAAGUGAAUGGAGUGAAGUGAGGUAUCCAUCAGAUCGCAAUAUUUAUGGAUAUGGAAGAUCAGAGAAAACAACAACUACAACUCAAGUUCCUGGUCUUGUUACCAAACCAUCAGGUGAUGUUAAUGCACUUUCAGACUAUGUUCAAGCUAUUUUUGAAUCAAUGAAAACCGCCGAUGAAGAACGUGCAAUAAUUGACAAUGCACCAAACCUCUGGAAUGAUGAAACUAAAUCAACAACUCAAGUGUAUGAUUUUCCAUCAGCUUUGUCAACUAUUAUAGGUAUAAAGAAAACUUCAAGCGAGUCUGCUGAAGAAGAUAAAGACUUUAAGGCUGAGAAUAACGAAGAUGUAUCGGCUUUGUCGAAUGACGAUGAGAAAGAAGGUAUAAAUAAAGUCACAGAAGUUUCUCCAACUCCUACAGAAUCCACAAGUUCGAAGGAAGAACCUACAACAUUAUUACAAACAUCAACUGAGGCUUUGACAAGUGAUUCCGGUAUUUCAACCACAAUAGAUGCAUCAACAACAAUUGAACCCACUACCAGUACUGCUAAGAAUGCAGCAGAAAUGCUUGGAGCAAUUCUCAGGACUUCGACAUCAACCAAAGUCUCUCAUAUGACUGAAAUUUGUUAUCGUGGUCGCUGUGUUAUGACUAAACCAAGAAAGGAUUUUCAUGAAAGAUGAUAAGGCAGUCUUAUAACCAAUUUCUCAUCAUCAUUAGGCGUCGUUAAUGAUAAUUAUCAUUUAUAUAAAUUAUUUAACUUGUAUAAAUUAUCACUUACCUUUCUCUAACUAUUUUUUAUUUAAUUUUAUUUAUUCGACGCCUCGUCAAAAUUACACAAAGCCAUCAACAAGUCAUUGGUAAUGUCACGUCAUUAUAUUUAUCAACAUUAAAUUGUACUAAUCGAUUUUCAUCACACCUUUCGCGUAACUGUAUAUUUUACCUGAAUUAUUCAUGUGACGUUUUUUUUUCCUCUUUCCCACGCAACCGCCUUUGCGGGUAAUAACAAACGCAGUUCGUUGUGUGAAUGAUAAAAUUUGCAAAAUGCAUGCGUACUAGUGCUACGACAUUGUCAUUUAAAGUGAGUCUUUAUCAUAGUAAUUAAUCAUUAUAAUUAAUGUAUUUAUAUAAUUAAUUAACUUGGAUAAAUCAAGUAUUAAGUGUAUUGAAUCGACGAGAUUUUACUUAAAUAAAAAUAUUUUUAAAAAAUA